This is a messenger RNA of Oreochromis aureus, 1652 nucleotides long. RefSeq names its product Fas associated factor family member 2 (gene faf2). The transcript has 11 exons. Gene Ontology annotation, molecular function: ubiquitin binding. The record is from RefSeq and is a predicted model, not a curated record. Gene Ontology annotation, cellular component: endoplasmic reticulum. Lineage: Eukaryota; Metazoa; Chordata; Actinopteri; Cichliformes; Cichlidae. Bases 62 to 1399 code for a protein of 445 amino acids.
GCUGGAAUCAGGAAAAGACAGUUGACGUUGUUAGGCCUUGCUAGAUGAUUGGCGAGGUAAGAUGGCGGCGCCAGAGGAGCCAGAAUUAUCCCAGGCGCAGACUGAAAAACUCCUCCAAUUUCAGGAUUUAACCGGUUUGGAAUCAAUGGACCAAUGUCGUCGAACAUUAGAGCAGCACAAUUGGAACAUAGAGGCUGCAGUACAAGACAGGCUUAACGAGCAGGAAGGAGUGCCCAGUGUGUUUAACCCUCCACCAUCCAGACCACUUCAGGUCAAUACAGCAGAUCAUAGAGUAUAUAGUUACAUCGUGUCAAGGCCACAACCCAGGGGGUUACUAGGAUGGAGUUACUAUUUGAUAAUGCUACCUUUCAGAUUUACAUAUUACACACUUCUGGACAUAUUCAGGCUCGCCCUGCGGUUCAUCAGGCCUGAUCCUCGUGGUCGUGUGACAGACCCCGUUGGAGACGUUGUGUCUUUCAUUCAUAGUUUUGAGGAGAAGUAUGGGCAGGCACACCCUGUCUUUUACCAGGGAACAUACAGCCAGGCACUGAAUGAUGCCAAAAGGGAGCUCCGCUACCUAUUAGUGUACCUUCACGGAGACGAUCAUCAAGACACUGACGAGUUUUGCCGCUCCACAUUAUGUACAGAAGAGGUCAUUACCUUCCUCAACACACGAAUGCUCUUUUGGGCAUGUUCAACAAGCAAGCCCGAGGGCUACAGAGUGUCCCAAGCGUUGCGGGAGAACACCUACCCGUUCCUGGCCAUGAUAAUGCUGAAAGAUCGCAAGAUGACAGUGGUGGGCAGGCUCGAGGGUCUCAUUCAGCCAGAGGACCUUAUCAACCAGCUGACAUUCAUCAUGGAUGCUAACCAAACAUAUCUAAUGUCAGAGCGCCUUGAACGCGAGGAGAGGAACCAGACCCAAGUGCUAAGGCAGCAGCAGGAUGAGGCCUAUCUGGCUUCGCUCCGUGCCGACCAGGAGAAGGAACGAAAGAAAAGGGAGGAGCAGGAGCAGAAGAGGCAAGAGGAGGAGAAGGUCCGACAGAGUGCUCUUGCUGAAGAGCGGAGACGACGAACACUUGAAGAGGAGAAGGAGAGGAAGUCGGAAUGUCUUCCUCCAGAGCCUCUUGCAGAUGAUCCUGAAAGUGUCAAAAUAGUGUUCAAGCUGCCCAACGAUACACGAGUAGAGAGGCGAUUCCUGUUUGGUCAGUCUCUGACGGUAAUACACGAUUUCCUAUUCUCUUUGAAAGAAACUCCAGAGAAGUUUCAGAUAGUUACAAACUUCCCUCGCCGAGUCUUGCCCUGCCUUCCCACUGAAGAGCAGCCCAACCCACCCACGCUGAAAGAGGCAGGACUCAGCCGCUCCGAGGUGCUUUUUGUUCAGGACCUUACGGACGAUUAAUAGAUAACAUACCUCUUCUACAGCGAGGAAACAUUUUCCUCUGACACCAACCCAUCCUUUUUUUUUCUUUUUUCUUAUUUUGUUCAAUGGCCAUUAUGCAUAAGGGAUCAUUGAGAUAAAACCCUAACCUGGAAAAAAAAUUAAACCACCCUACAUCUAGUCCUUGUUUGGUUGUGUUUACAGGGUUCCCAAUAGCCUGGAAAGUCUUGAAUUUUAUCAAAUAAAUAUUUCUUGAAGUCCUUCCUUGAGCUCA